AUGCGACCCGAAAUCGAGCAGGAGCUCGCCCAUACUCUGUUGGUAGAGCUUUUGGCCUACCAAUUCGCCUCCCCCGUCAGAUGGAUUGAAACGCAAGAUGUUAUCCUCGCAGAAAAACGAACAGAGCGGAUUGUGGAAAUUGGCCCAGCAGAUACUCUAGGUGGCAUGGCCAGGCGGACACUGGCAUCCAAAUACGAGGCUUAUGAUGCUGCGACAUCUGUGCAACGACAGAUCUUGUGCUAUAACAAAGACGCUAACGAGAUUUAUUACGACGUUGAGCCGGUCGAAGAAGAGCCAGAACCAACAGAAUCUCCUGAUGCCAGCACGCCUGCUGCUGCUACCCCUGCGGCCGCGGCGGCUGCAGCUCCAGCUGCGGCACCUUCCAACGCUGGACCAGCAGUUAUGGUAGAUGACGCUCCGGUCGCAGCCCUUGAUAUUGUCAGAACUCUGGUUGCUCAGAAAUUGAAGAAGACCCUGACAGAAAUUCCCAUCAACAAAGCCAUUAAAGAUCUAGUUGGAGGAAAAUCCACCUUGCAAAAUGAAAUUCUUGGCGACUUGGGCAAAGAAUUUGGCUCAACUCCAGAAAAGCCGGAAGAUACACCUCUCGACGAGCUCGGCGCCUCAAUGCAAGCCACAUUUAACGGCCAACUGGGUAAACAAUCGUCCUCACUGGUCGCCCGUUUAGUCUCUUCAAAAAUGCCUGGUGGCUUCAAUAUCACUGCUGUGCGCAAAUAUUUAGAAACUCGAUGGGGUUUAGGACCUGGAAGACAGGACGGGGUUUUGUUAUAUGCAUUGACCGCCGAACCACCGUCCCGUCUGGGAUCCGAUGCUGAUGCAAAGGCUUUCCUUGACAGCGCUGCGAAUAAGUAUGCUGCCAAUGCUGGCAUCAGUCUCUCGUCACCCAGCAGUGGCGGGGACGGUGGUGCUGGAGCUGGUGGAAUGAUGAUGGAUCCUGCGGCCAUUGACGCCUUGACAAAGGACCAACGUGCAUUGUUCAAGCAACAGUUAGAAUCCAUUGCUAGUUACUUGAAACUGGAUCUACGGGCUGGCGAUAGAGCCUUCGUGGCCUCUGUCGAGAGUCAAAAAGCUCUCCAAGCACAGCUAGACCUCUGGAACAUCGAGCACGGCGAUGUGUAUGCAACAGGUAUAUCGCCGUCAUUCGACUCUCUGAAGGCUCGCAUUUACGACUCCUCAUGGAAUUGGGCUCGCCAGGAUGCAUUGAGCAUGUAUUAUGAUAUUAUUUUCGGCAGACUUAAAGUCGUUGAUCGAGAAAUUGUCAGCCAGUGUAUUCGGCUCAUGAACCGUUCCAAUCCACGACUGCUUGAUUUCAUGCAGUACCAUAUUGACAACUGCCCUACCGAGCGAGGAGAAACAUACCAGUUGGCAAAGGAGUUGGCACUACAGCUCAUUGAGAACUGCAAAGAAGUCAUUGGUGUUGCUCCUGCUUACAAAGAUGUCGCCAUUCCAACUGGCCCGCAAACAACCAUUGAUUCUCGUGGUACUAUUACUUACCAAGAAGUACCCCGGGCUAGUGCACGCAAGCUGGAACAUUACGUGAAACAGAUGGCCGAAGGUGGUCCAAUUUCCGAGUACAGCAACCGGACAAAGGUCCAGAAUGACCUUAAGAGUGUCUAUAAGCUCAUCCGCAGACAGCAUAGACUAUCUAAAUCUUCCCAGCUACAAUUCAAUGCUCUUUACAAAGAUGUCCUGCGUACUUUGGCAAUGAACGAGAACCAAAUUAUGCCUCAAGAAAAUGGAAACGCGAAAAAGCCUGGUCGUCAUGCCAAGACCAACGGCCCCCUACGUCCUGGGAAGGUCGAGGCCGUUCCGUUCCUUCACCUGAAGAAGAAGGACGACCAUGGUUGGGAGUACAGCAAGAAAUUAACAGGUGUCUACUUGGACGGUCUUGAGUCUGCUGCACGAUCAGGUAUCACUUUCCAGGGCAAGAAUGCUCUCAUGACCGGCGCUGGUGCUGGAUCUAUCGGAGCUGAAGUCUUGCAAGGAUUGAUUAGCGGCGGUGCGAAGGUUGUAGUAACCACAAGCCGUUUCUCCCGUGAGGUGACCGAAUACUACCAGAGCAUGUAUGCCAAAUAUGGUGCUAGAGGUUCUCAGCUUGUUGUCGUUCCUUUCAACCAAGGGAGCAAGCAGGAUGUAGAUGCCCUUAUCGAUUACAUCUACGAUUCCAAGAAGGGUCUUGGCUGGGAUCUUGACUACAUCGUACCGUUCGCCGCCAUCCCAGAAAACGGUCGUGAAAUCGAUAGUAUCGAUUCCAAAUCUGAACUCGCCCACCGUAUCAUGUUGACAAACUUACUGAGACUUCUCGGAGCUAUCAAGACCCAGAAGCAGGAGCGUGGAUUUGAAACUCGUCCCGCACAAGUCAUCUUGCCUCUCUCGCCUAAUCAUGGUACCUUUGGUAACGAUGGUUUGUACUCGGAGUCUAAAUUGGCCUUGGAAACUCUUUUCAACCGUUGGCACUCUGAGAGCUGGGCCAGUUACCUCACUAUCUGUGGUGCAGUUAUUGGUUGGACUCGUGGAACAGGGCUUAUGAGCGCAAACAAUAUGGUUGCUGAAGGUGUUGAGAAGCUUGGUGUCCGCACUUUCUCCCAGCAGGAAAUGGCUUUCAAUCUCCUUGGCCUCAUGGCCCCUGCCAUUGUCGACCUUUGCCAGUCUGAGCCUGUGUUCGCUGACCUGAACGGUGGUUUGCAGUUCAUUCCUGAUCUCAAGGACCUCAUGACGCGGCUACGCAAGGAAAUCAUGGAUACAAGUGCUCUUCGUCAAGCUGUUAUCAAGGAGACUGCCAUUGAAAACAGGGUUGUCAACGGCGAAGGAAGCGAAGCCCUCUACAAACAGGUCGUCACGGAACCUCGUGCUAACCUCAAAUUCCCCUUCCCUGAGUUGCCUAAUUGGGAUGAGGACAUCAAGCCCCUACAUGAACAACUCCGUGGAAUGGUCAAUCUUGACAAGGUCGUUGUUGUUACUGGUUUUGCCGAAGUUGGCCCGUGGGGUAACUCUCGUACGCGAUGGGAGAUGGAAGCAUUUGGCAAAUUCUCCCUGGAGGGGUGCGUUGAAAUGGCUUGGAUCAUGGGUUUGAUUAAGAACCACAAUGGACCAGUGAAGGGGAAGCCGUACUCCGGAUGGGUAGACUCCAAGACUGGGGAACCAGUUGAUGACAAAGAUAUUAAAGCAAAGUACGAAAAGUAUAUACUUGAACACUCUGGCAUACGUUUGAUUGAGCCAGAGCUAUUCAAAGGCUACGACCCCAACAAGAAGCAACUCCUUCAAGAAGUUGUCAUUGAGGCUGACCUCGAACCCUUCGAGACAUCGAAAGAGACAGCGGAAGAAUUCAAGCGUGAGCACGGUGACAAGGUCGAGGUCUUUGAAAUCCCUGAUUCAGGAGAGUAUACCGUUCGUAUCAAGAAGGGAGCCAAUCUGUGGAUUCCAAAGGCUCUCCAAUUCGACCGUUUGGUAGCUGGUCAAGUACCCACUGGAUGGGAUGCCAAGAGAUACGGUGUUCCAGAAGAUAUUAUCGAUCAAGUUGACCCUGUCACACUUUACGUCCUUGUGUGCACUGUAGAGUCUCUCCUCGCUGCUGGUAUCACCGAUCCAUACGAGUUCUACAAGUAUGUGCACUUGUCUGAGGUUGGUAAUUGUAUCGGUUCCGGUGUCGGCGGCACUACUGCUUUGAGAGGCAUGUAUAAAGAUCGAUUCCUCGACAAGCCUGUCCAAAAAGAUAUUUUGCAGGAAUCGUUUGUUAAUACCAUGGCUGCUUGGGUUAACAUGCUUCUUUUGUCUUCUACCGGUCCUAUCAAGAGUCCUGUCGGUGCAUGUGCUACAUCGGUGGAGUCUUUGGACAUUGGUUACGAUACUAUCGUUGAAGGCAAGGCACGCGUGUGCUUAGUCGGUGGAUUUGAUGACUUCCAAGAAGAGGGCUCGUACGAAUUUGCCAACAUGGGAGCCACCAGUAACGCCAAGGAAGAAUUCAAACGAGGGAGAACUCCUCAGGAGAUGUCUCGACCAACAUCCACCACUCGUAACGGGUUUAUGGAGUCUCAAGGUUGUGGUAUCCAAGUCUUGAUGACUGCCCAGCUUGCCCUAGAUAUGGGUGUUCCCAUCUAUGGUAUAGUUGCGGCAACAAGCACUGCUACUGACAAAAUCGGUCGUUCAGUCCCUGCCCCUGGUCAAGGUGUGCUCACAGCAGCUCGUGAGAACCCUGGGCAGUUCCCAUCACCUCUUCUUGAUAUCAAGUACCGCCGCCGUCAGCUGGAUCUCCGCCGACAGCAAAUCAAGCAGUGGCAAGAAUCCGAAUUGCUUUACCUUCAGGAAGAAGCCCAAGCAAUCAAGAGUCAGAGUUCAGGCUCGUUCAACGAAGCAGAGUAUCUGCAAGAACGCGCAGCGCACAUUCAUCGAGAGGCUAUUCGCCAAGAAAAAGAAGCUCAAAGCAGCCUUGGCAAUGAUUUCUGGCGCCGUGAUCCUCGCAUUGCGCCAUUGCGUGGUUCGCUCGCAACAUGGGGAUUGACUAUUGAUGACCUCGAUGUUGCCUCUUUCCAUGGCACUUCCACCGUUGCUAAUGAUAAGAACGAAUCUGACGUGAUUUGCCAACAACUGUCUCACUUGGGUCGACAGAAGGGCAAUGCUGUAUUGGGUAUUUUCCAGAAAUACCUGACAGGACAUCCCAAGGGAGCAGCUGGCGCAUGGAUGUUGAACGGCUGUCUUCAAGUUUUGAACAGUGGUAUCAUUCCUGGAAACCGAAAUGCCGACAAUGUUGACAAGGUCAUGGAGAAGUUCGACUUGAUUGUGUACCCCAGUCGAACUAUUAAGACUGAUGGUGUCAAGGCAUUCUCUGUUACCUCGUUCGGAUUUGGACAAAAGGGCGCCCAGGCUAUCGGCGUGCAUUCCAAGUAUCUCUUCGCUACUUUGGACAAGGCCCAAUUUGAAUCGUACAAAGUCAAGGUAGAGGCUCGCCAGAAGAAGGCUUACCGUUACUACCAUAACGGCAUGAUCAACAACUCCAUCUUCCAGGCCAAGAGCAAGGCCCCCUACGAAGACAAGAUCCAGAGCCAGGUUUUCCUGAAUCCUGAUUACCGUGUCACACUGGACAACAAGAGCUCUGAGCUCGCAUUUCCUGCCGUAUCUCCCAAGGCCACGACGGCUGACGAUACGGAAACGACUCGUAAGAUGAUCGAGUCUCUGGCAGCAGCUACUGCCUCGCCAAACACCCGACUUGGUGUUGACGUCGAGCACGUCGAGGCUAUCAAUAUCGAGAACGAUGUCUUUGUUGAACGCAAUUUCACUGAGAACGAGCAAGCAUAUUGCCGCAAGGCACCGUCGCCGCAAGCAUCAUUCGCUGGACGAUGGACUGCCAAGGAGGCUGUCUUCAAGUCUCUUGGGGUUCCAUCAAAGGGGGCCGGUGCUCCAUUGAAAGAGAUCGAAAUCGCCAACGACGCAAACGGUGCUCCCGUUGUAAACCUUCACGGAGCCGCUGCCGAAGCUGCCAAGCUUGCUGGUAUAAAGUCCGUCAGUGUCAGCAUCAGCCAUAGCGAUUCCCAAGCUAUUGCUGUUGCUGUAUCAAAGUAUUAA
Messenger RNA from Talaromyces proteolyticus, 5577 nucleotides. Its product is annotated as fatty acid synthase alpha subunit FasA. The transcript is spliced from 3 exons. The coding region runs from base 1 to 5577 and encodes 1858 amino acids. Gene Ontology annotation, cellular component: fatty acid synthase complex. The record is from RefSeq and is a predicted model, not a curated record. Gene Ontology annotation, molecular function: fatty acid synthase activity; 3-oxoacyl-[acyl-carrier-protein] reductase (NADPH) activity; magnesium ion binding. NCBI's taxonomy places the organism in Eukaryota, Fungi, Ascomycota, Eurotiomycetes, Eurotiales, Trichocomaceae. Gene Ontology annotation, biological process: long-chain fatty acid biosynthetic process.